Sclerotinia trifoliorum is the source of this 946-nucleotide messenger RNA. NCBI's taxonomy places the organism in Eukaryota, Fungi, Ascomycota, Leotiomycetes, Helotiales, Sclerotiniaceae. The record is from the annotation of a GenBank genome assembly.
AUCUAAGCCAUCGUCUAAUUAGCAUUACGAAUAUAAAUAUAUAAAAGAUGAAUUUCUCCAUGAUAUCUACUAUAAUAUAAUAAUGAGCACAGUUAUGCCGGAUUCCUUUCACCCAUCAGAAUCAUUUCAAUUAAGAGUGCCCUCCAUAGCACACGUUCGAAGAAUACGUUCAAAUUCCGUACAGCAUCGUAAUAGUUCUUCAAUAUCCAGCGAUGAAGAAUUUACUAGGCUCAAUGAGGAAAUGUUCCGCCUAGAUGCACCUUAUGGCGAAGAUGCUCGUGACCCUAGACACGAACACGGAGAGACUAAUUACAUCAACAUGCUACUUCAAUUUGAUAGUAUAACCGAAAAAAACUUAUAACAUUCUAGCCGGCCUUUUUACCUGGCUACUGCUCGCUGGAUAUAUGGUAUUACCGGCUACAUUCACAUCACUUCAGAAUUCUCGCACCGUUGCAUCGGAAGUAAGCAAAGCUGGGAAGCUAAUUCUAAAAACAUAUCAAAAUCUGCCAUUAUUAUGGAUAGCUGCAAUCUUCUGCGCUAUUGGAGCAUCUGGUAUGAGCUGGCUGUGGUGGAUGUGGAAGAGGAACUAUAUAUGGAUUUUGAAUCGAACCAUUUUGUAAGUAAUUCUCACCUUCACAAAAGUAUAGCAGUAUCUUUGCUGAUAUGUGACUCAUACCAGGCUUUCUUCACUCCAUUACUGGACUCCUUACAACAAUUAUAAAUAUAUAUGCGGCUCGAAGUGGAGCUUGGUCGGUUACAGCGAUUAUUACUAUUACUGUAACAGGAUGCUGUACAGUAUUUCUAUUAAAAUCAUUUCUGAUUUAUAACUUUUGGUUACUACAGAAUGUUAAGAAGGAACAUAAGAAAAAGAUUCUUGAGGUUAAAUAGGCUUCGCACUAUAAGGAGUGCUCUAUAAAAGAAGAUGGUAGAGAGGCUUUUUAGCUGA